This is a messenger RNA of Ascochyta rabiei, 1926 nucleotides long. Its product is annotated as Flocculation suppression protein. Gene Ontology annotation, biological process: regulation of DNA-templated transcription. The transcript has 6 exons. Gene Ontology annotation, molecular function: DNA-binding transcription factor activity; sequence-specific DNA binding. The record is from RefSeq and is a predicted model, not a curated record. Lineage: Eukaryota; Fungi; Ascomycota; Dothideomycetes; Pleosporales; Didymellaceae. The coding region runs from base 1 to 1926 and encodes 641 amino acids.
AUGGCCUCUGUCGCAGAAGCUCGCCGGAGCCCUUUUGCCGGCGACCGCAACCCGAACAUGCACAGGUCCAUCCCCAUCCUGCCCUCGUCCGCCUCCUCGCUGGCGCCCCCACGAGACCCAAUGGACCUGACGCCCGCCUCGACCUCGACCUCGACCUCGACCUCGGCCAUGGACCCGCCGACCUUGACUGUGUCCAGCCCAGACCGGGACCGACUCCUCACGCCCACACACCAGACGCACACGCACUCGCACUCGCACUCGCACUCGCACCCGCACACGCACCCGCACCCGCACACGCACCCGCACCCGCACUCGCACUCGCCAUUGGCAAACGGCGACUCGGACACCCACGCGCCCAGCAGCACCGCCAGCGCCAACGCCAACGUCAACGUCAGCGUCAACGCCAAUGCCAGCUCUGCGCCUGUCGUGGGCGCGGCUGCAGCUGCACAGCAGCCCAAGGUGGUGCAGACGGCCUUUAUACACAAGCUCUACAACAUGCUCGAGGAUCAGAGCAUCCAGCACCUCAUUUCCUGGUCCAGCACAAACGAAAGCUUCGUCAUGUCGCCUUCGAGCGAAUUUUCAAAAGUCCUGUCCUCGUACUUCAAGCACACAAACAUCUCCUCGUUUGUCCGCCAGCUGAACAUGUACGGAUUUCACAAAGUGAGCGACGUUUUCCACACAGGGUCGCCAGAUUCGCCUCUGUGGGAGUUCAAGCACGGAAACGGCAACUUCAAGCGCGGCGACCUCGUGGGCUUGCGUGAGAUCAAACGGCGAGCCUCGAGACAUGCCCUCAUACACCGCGACUCGUUUUCCACCCCCAAGCUCCCCACCGGCCCCCCGCCGACUACACAGCCCAUCGAGCAGAUGCCCGAUCCCGUCGAGUCGCGCCUCAACGCUCUCGAGUACAACUUGCAUAACAUGCACUCGCACAUACAACGCUCCGAGGACACCUGCGCCUAUCUCAGCCAGAAAGCAGCCGUCUUGAUGGAAGGCAUGAUGCGCUGUCAUCAGUGGAACCAGGAGCUCACCCAUCACAUAAUGGACCUCGUGCCAGAUCCAGAUCACCCGGUGCACAAGAACAUCGCACUGAUGCACCGAGACAUCAGCCGAUAUACCGAAAUGCUGCGCACAUUAGAUCAGCCAGAAGAGCCGGUUUCAGCGAGAUCUGCGUAUUUCAUGCAGCUGGACAGUAACGGACCACCGCUCUCGCCACGAGCAAUGCCCCAUGACCAGUAUCCAGACUCUCGACGCGGAUCUUUGGCUGGCCCUCCGCGACAGACGCCUGUAAAACCUCCCGUCCCAGCGCACCUUGCCAUCUCCCCACGUCGCUAUGGCUCGAUCGGCACAGGAAACUACUCACCGUCGUCAGCCAGACCGCCGGCGGCACAUCAGCCACCCCCACCGCCUCCACCGCCUCCACCCUCCAUCCAAGCUCCAGGAGGAAACGGGCGAAACAAUGUGGGGAGCGGAGCCUCGCCCCCAUACAACCAAUUCCAGCGGCGACACACUUCUGCAGAUAUCCGCACGCUCGGCUGGCAGCCACAGCCCCCACCCACGCAUUCACCCUACGCAUCUGGCCACAACUCCACACAAUGGCCCUCUUCACCCCACAGGCCGCCCAUUGGAGGUGGCGACGAGCAACUCCGCAACGCCCUGGAGUCCUACCAGCUUCCUCGGGGUCCGCGUGGGCGGACAUCAAGACAAGGCACGCCACCGGAUGGUCCUCCCUCCUCUUUGAACCCCGACAGCGGCUGGACACUACCCGGAGCCCGCUACCCGUUCAAGGGCUUCGACACGCCCGGGCCGCCGACACGUCGCUCGAGCAUGGCAUCGAAUGUUCACUCACUCCUGAAUCCCGCCGAGACCGCCGAGAGGGCCGACGAAGACGAGCCCGAGGAUCCACGGAAGAGGAAGAGGAUGCAGUAA